Messenger RNA from Sipha flava (yellow sugarcane aphid), 7121 nucleotides. It is a transcript of the gene Sec24AB, whose product is annotated as protein transport protein Sec24B. Gene Ontology annotation, cellular component: COPII vesicle coat; endoplasmic reticulum exit site. The record is from RefSeq and is a predicted model, not a curated record. Lineage: Eukaryota; Metazoa; Arthropoda; Insecta; Hemiptera; Aphididae. Gene Ontology annotation, molecular function: SNARE binding; zinc ion binding. The transcript is spliced from 18 exons. Bases 464 to 7057 code for a protein of 2197 amino acids. Gene Ontology annotation, biological process: COPII-coated vesicle cargo loading; endoplasmic reticulum to Golgi vesicle-mediated transport; intracellular protein transport.
CCUCGUGUGCGUGUGCGUGUACAUGACGUGUCUGCUCGUGUGUGUGCGCGCGCGUGUGCUCACUAACACACGCACGAGCGCGGGCGAUCGGGUGAAUAGAUAGCGCACGACGAUAAAUGUCUGCGCGAUAAUAGACGUUUCUAAUUGUCGUCAUCUACCGUCGUCGUGUCGUUCGCCUCGUAAACCGUAAUUUCCGUCUCGUCGAACCCGGGAUUUACCGCGUACUCGCCGACACCACCGCGGACCCGAUUCCAAACAGUGAACCCGUAAAAAACCCUCGUCGCCCCGCAACCGCUGCCGCGUCGCAGGUGUUCGCGUACUUCGAAAAUACGUUUCGACCAAAUAUUUUUGGUUUUUUUUUUUUUCCCCCUCGUCAGCGCCAUGAAACCGACGUUGGUCAGUCUUGCGAAAUACGGCUCGUGAGUGGACGGCUUUGACAGGUUUUCCGUUUACCAAGAUAACCAUGGAUCACAGAUUCAACUAUUUCCAUCAGAACCCCAAUUCUCUAUCAAACGGAGUUUCUCCGUUUAAUCAACCAUCCGUUGACGGAACCCAGUUGACUGAUAAUUACUCUGGAAGUAUAUCAUCUCAUGAUCAAUCUCCAUUUAACGAAAGAAGAAAUUCUAAUUCUAAUACAGUUCCAUCAAUGAAUUAUCAUUUAUAUCAAAUGAAUUCUAAUGAACCACCACAUUUGUCUGGACCACCUAGAACUGUUUCUAAAGAGAUUUAUGAAAAUUCUAAUUCUUCAAUUCCGGAUGUCAUAAGACUUGCUCAAUCUAAUACUGAAAAUUAUCCAAUAAAUCCAGACUUUCAGUUGCAACCCCAUCUUACUGGUUUAUUACCACAACAAUCGAAAAAAGUUUCAGAUCUCCCGCAAGUAGAUAAAUACAAUACUAGUAAAGGAUCUAUAUCAGCAAAUAUGAAUCCUAAUUAUUUUUCUUCAAACAAAUCUUAUCCUGAACCCAAAAUCAUUGAAUAUGAUAUGGAAGAAACAUCUACUGAGAGUUCACCACGACAUACUUCUUCUUUGUAUUCUGAAAGUACUACUGAUCAAGAUUCUGAAAGCAUACACCCAAGUAAUGUAUUUUCAAAACAUGUGUUGAGUAAAAACAUUGAGUGUCAUGUAACUAAAGAAUCAAAAACAGUUAUGUCUUCAAAUCAAGAGUUCCCAGUACCUAGCCAGUUUGCUGAUUUAAGUCUUAAUAAAGAUGAAGUUGUUGAUGAUCAUCAACAUUCAAUUUUACAUAGUGCUUAUAAUCAAGAUGAUGAUAUUGAAGACAUUCCCUUAUCUGAUAAUACUAAUCAAGAUGAAAAAGAACAUACCUUAGAAAAUCACGAAAACCUCAAAUUUCAAUUGAAUGAACAAGUUUUCGACACAUCGAGAGUUCAAAUGUAUGAUUAUCAUGCUAAUAAAAAAUACUUAAACUCGACUGAAUUUAAUAAUGAAAAUAAUCAAGUCCAGACUCCCAGUUUUAAUAGCAAUGCUAAUUCUUUUAAAGAAUUCUAUUUAAAUAAUUCAAAUACUUUAACCCAAUCUAAUUUACCUCCUUGUUCAAUUUCACAACCUCUUAAAAGUUUGCCGGUAUUACCAUAUGACAAUACUAUACCAAGUCAACAAAAAUCGGCAUCUAUUCAAAAUUUUAAUGCGGAUUUACAACCAACAAAUUAUAGUCAACAAAAUAAACAUGUUCAACCAGUAUAUCAAAAUUUCAAUGUUUCACUUACCAAUUCUAACUCACAACCUAGUGCUAUUAAUAGUAAUACAAAAGAUGAAAAAGCUUGCAAUCAGUCCACAUCAUCAGAUCAAAUAUUAAAUGAUCAGGAUAGUUGUAAAUCUAUGCAAUCUACUAUAAAUAAUUUGCAUUAUCCACAAAAUGUACAAAUUAUUGAAUCAAUUAGCCAGCAAUCUAUGUAUAAUACUUCAAAAUCAUCUGCCUCUGAAGAGUUGAAUGAUAGUAAACUUAUAACUAAUCAACAGUUUUCAACUUAUAAUCCAUCAUUGACGUCAACUCAGUCUGUAGGUCUCAUGACUUCAUCUGACAUAGCAACUCCUACUGAAAUAAGUUUGUCUUCUAUACCUAAAAAAGAAGAAAUUCCGACAUCUGAUGAACAGAAUAAAUGUCUGUUCAAUUCAUCUAAUGCUGUUAUUAACAAUUCAACCAGUUCAGAUAAUCAGGACUCAAAAAAUAUGGUGCAAUCAGAGUUAGAUGAUAAAACUUUGCAAUCUUCAAGUAAUGAGGUAUUUGAAAAUCAACAAGCUGAUGUUAAGUCCCAGGUUCCAACACCAAUAGAAAAUUGUACUCAAUCAAAUAAUUAUUUUAACUCUACUGAUACUAUGUUUGAACAAAGUUCAAAUUAUCAGCAAUCAUCACAAAAUCGAUUUAUAUCUCAAAAAUCUACCUUUGAUGAUAAUACAAAGUCACCAUUAGAUUUGGUAUCCCAAACAGUAAACAACCAAAAUGCAACUGUACAACAAUCUAAACCAAAGACUGGUCAUAAUACAAGUCAUUAUUUUGAUUCUAUCAGUGCAAAUAAUAAAUAUGUGUUCAAUCCACAGUCUCAUAGCCAACAAGAAAAUAUCAAUACACAUAAUAUAAAACCUGUUAUUUCAAGUUUUUCAUCAUCAUCCAAAACUAAUGAUUUUGUGGAAGUUUCUAGUUCACAAAAUAAUGCAGCAAAUUUUUUAUCUUUAAAUCAACAACCAUCAUCAAUAGAAAAUAAAUUUGAAAUAGCUGAUAGUCUAAAAUUAGAUUCCAAUGUAUCACUAAAAGAAACAAUUGAAUUAAACUCGACAAAGUCUAUUCCGCUCCAAUCUAAUAAUUCACAUGUUAAUUCAUUUAAAAGUAAUGAUAAUAUUAUACCUAAUGAUCAAUUUUCUAAUUUAACAAUUGAAAAUCAACAAGGUCAACCUGUUAAUCAACCAACUAACCAGAUUCAGUUAACAUCGACUUCAUAUUUUUCUAAACAGACAUCAUUUAACAAAAGAGAAGAUGUUGGUGAACUUUCAAAUUUUUCUUCUUCAAUUAAUGAUAUUAGUAAUUCAUCAUCAAAAUUAUCAGAAGUCAAAAACAUACCUCAAUCACCAUUAAAUAAUUCAUCUGAACUUGAUGUUAAGACAACUGUUCAACCAAUAGCUAACCCAUUGCCUCCUCAAGAAUUUAAUAAUACAUUUACGGAAAAUGUUAUUUCAUCAGCUACUAACCAGUUUUCACCUCAAAUAUUCAGUAAUAAACCUAAAUUAGAUGCUGCAUUACCUACCAAGGUAAUAUCAAAUCCAUAUUCAACACAAUCAGUUAACAAUCAACAACAGUCUGAUACUAUUUCUUCUCUCCAACCAAUAUCAAAUCCAUAUUCAACACAACCGAUUACUAAUCAACCAACACCAAUUGUGGUUCCUACUGUGUCAUCGCCUGUUACCCAGUUUUCACCUCAAAUGGUCAGUAGUCAAUCUAAGUCAGAGAAUGUAUCGGCCCUUCAAUCAUCAACUAACAUGUUUUCUACUCAACCCAUUAAUAAUCAGCAGAUCCCUAAUGCAGUUCCACCUGUUACUCAAUUUCUUCCUCAAACAUACAAUGAUCAACCAAAGCCAGUUGUUAUGCCAUCAUCUUUGCAAAAUACUUCAAAUCAUUACUUUUCUGUUAAUAAUCAACCAACUUUACAGUGUACAUCAUCAGCCAUCAACCAGUUUCCACCACAAAAAUUUAAUGAUCAAGCUAAAUUAGGUAUUACAGCAUAUCCUCAACCAGCUUCAAGUCAAUAUUCAACACAAUUAUUCAGUAAUCCACCAAGUAUAAACUCUGUUUCACCAAAGUUGUUAACAGGCAAUCAGUUACCUCCACAAAUGUUCAGUAAUCAAUCCAAACCAGACAUUAGCCCCCUUCAAACAACAAACAAAUAUUCAUCACAACCGUUCAAUAAUCAAUUAAGAUCUAAUAUGGUUCCACCAAUUCCUACAACAGUAAAUCAGUUACCUCCUCAAAUGUUAAAUAAUCAACCAAAAUCUCAAGUUAUUCCUUCUCUUCAGUCAAGUCAACCAAGGAUGAGUAUGAUUACAUCGGCUUCAUCAACACCAAAUCAGUUUCCCCAACAAAUGAUCAGUAAUCAACCUGGAUUAGACACGGGUCUAUUGAAUAAAACUACUAAUCGUUAUCCAUCACAAUCAUUAAAUAAACAACCCAUACUAGGUGUUCAGCCUAUUCAACAAUCAAUUACUCAAUAUCCACCUCAACCAUUUAAUAAUCAAUCUAAAGGAAAUAUAUUUCCACCUUAUCAAACGAUUACUAAUCAAUAUCCAUCACAACCGUUUCCAAGUAAUCAGAUGUAUACCAACACAAAUUCAGCUCAACCAGCAAAUAGUCAAUGGCCACCACAUCCGAAUAUAAAUCAAUCAAGUCUACAGUUAACUACACCAAUUUCACAUCAAACUAAUUCAAUGCUUUCACAGCCGCCUAUGAACCUAUCUUCUAACUUACCUUCUAUACCUCCUAGUAUAAAUCAACAAUCUCAAAAGCUUGGCUCCCAAGUAUAUCCUAGUAAUUUACCUUCUAAUAAUUACUACAACCAAAGUCAGGGGAAUAUAAAUGUUCAACAAUCUCAGCCACCAACAUUAUUACAAGGUCAAAAUGUACAAUUACCAUCUAAAGGAUAUCCACUUCAAAGUAAUAUGGGUUUAUCCAGCCAAAUAAAUUACCAGCAACCAAACACUAAUCUUGGACAACAAGGAUUUCUUAAUCAACAACAAGACCCAUAUAAAACAGAACAGAAUUCUACAACUGUACAACAAGGUUUUGCAAAGACAUGGGGUUACGAUAAUCUGGAUUUAUUAAAAUCAAGAGAUGUACUACCAGGUGAUGGUGUUCAACCACCAGAGAUUAAACUUCCUCAAGGAUAUGCUAAUUGUGAUAACUGUUCUCAGGAUAUAUUUCGUUGUACAAUGAACAAGUUUCCAUCUUCUAAAACUUUGCUAGAUAAGAGUAGAUUACCAUUAGGAAUAUUAAUACAUCCUUAUAAAGAUCUAUCACGUUUAACUGUAAUUCAAUGUGAAACUAUUACAAGAUGUCGAAACUGUCGCUCGUAUAUAAAUCCAUUUGUUCAAUUUAUUGAUAAUGCACAUUGGAAGUGUAACUUAUGCUACAGAGUCAAUGAAUUACCAGCAGAGUUUCAAAUUGAUCCAUAUACUAAGACACUUGGUGACCCAUCAAGAAGGCCAGAAAUACAAAAUGCUACUAUUGAGUACAUUGCUUCACAAGAUUAUAUGGUUAGACCACCACAACCAGCUUUAUAUCUUUUCCUUUUGGAUGUAUCUCGUACAGCAACUUUAACCGGUUACUUAGAAAUUGUCUGUGAUAGAAUUUUGAAUAAAAUUAUGUCAAAUGAUAUACCUGGUGAUUCACGUACUAAUAUUGGUUUCAUCACUUAUGAUUCCUCAGUUCACUUCUAUCAAAUCUCAAAUAGUGAUGGAGGACAACCAAAACAACUUAUUGUUAGCGAUAUAACUGAUAUAUUUUUACCUUUACCUGAAGGCCUUAUGGUAAAUUUAGAAGAAAAUAAGUCUGCCAUAAAAGAUCUAUUGACUAGUUUGCCUAGCCUUUAUAAAGAGUCUUACAAUACUGGUUGUGCCUUAGGCGCUGCUCUCCAAGCAGCUUUUAAAUUACUAGCACCACGAGGAGGUCGAGUUACUGUAUUUCAAGCAUGUUUACCAAACUGUGGGCCUGGUAACUUACAACCUAGAGAUGAUGGGAAACCUCAUACUGGUGAUCGUGUUGUUCAUAUGGACCCAUCUACUGAUUUUUACAAGAAACUGGCUCUUGAAUGUAGUGCAGAGCAAAUUGCUGUUGAUAUGUUUUUUGUAUCCUCACAAUAUUUAGAUAUUGCUACCAUUUCGGGAAUAUCAAAAUACUCUGCUGGAUGUAUACAUAAUUUCUCUCAGUUUGAUGUUAAGUCUCCAACUCUAGUAACAAGGUUCAUAAACUGUUUUGAUCGAUACUUGUCUCGUAAAAUUGGUUUUGAAGCUCUCUUAAGAUUACGUUGUACACGUGGUGUGGCAAUACACUCUUUUCAUGGAAAUUUCUUUGUUCGCUCAUCUGAUUUGCUUAUGUUACCUAAUGUUAAUCCUGAUAAUGCAUAUGGAAUGCAGUUAUCUAUUGAAGAAAAUUUAGAUGGAGUUCAUGUUGUUUGCUUCCAAGCAGCAUUACUUUAUACUUCCAGCAAUGCUGAACGACGUAUUAGAGUGCACACACUAUGCAUUCCAGUUACUGAUAAUUUAAAUGAUGUUUUUCAUAAUGCUGAUCAGCAAGCAAUUACAUGUUUAAUAGCAAAAAUGGCUGUUGAUCGAAGUACUGAAAAAUCAUUAUCUGAUGCGCGUGAAGCAUUUUUCAAUGCUAUCUCAGAUUCUCUAUCUGCAUUUAAACUUGGCUGCUCAUCUUACAGUGGUCCUGGAACUAUGUUAUCACCUUUGUCACUAAGAGUAUUCCCAUUGUAUAUUUUAGCUACAUUGAAACAUGCUGCAUUUAGAACUAAUCAACCUACUCGACUGGAUGAACGGAUGUUUAGUAUGUGUCAAAUGAAAAGUUUACCUUUAAAUAGUCUUAUUCAGUACAUCUAUCCAGAUUUAUAUCCUAUACAUAAUUUAGAAGAACAGCCUAAAGUAAAUUAUGAGAAGUUAACAGAAGUUCCUCUUCCACCAGUCAUACAACUAUCUGCAGAACGAGUUGAGUCUAAUGGUGUUUAUUUAAUGGAUGACAGUGAAACAUUAACAAUAUUUAUUGGACAUAGAUGCUCAGAUCAACUUAUUCAAAAGUUAUUUGGUUAUGUGAAUUUCAAUUCAAUGCCAGAAUUAAUUACUUCACUUACAGAAGUGGAUUCCAAGCCAUCUUAUUUAUUACAUAGUUUUGUUUCUUAUCUACAAACUUUUAAACCCUAUUCAUUACCAAUAGAAAUAAUAAAGGAUAAUGGACCACAUAAAUUACGUUUUUAUAGUCGGUUGGUUGAAGAUAAAUUUGAGUCAUCCUUAUCAUAUUAUGAAUUUUUACAACGGCUCAGCCAACAAGUUAAGUAAUAGAAUAAUUAUUUUAAAAAAGUUGUCUGAUUUAAUUUACCUAAUAAAUAAUUAUUUUGUUCAA